Messenger RNA from Cuscuta campestris, 965 nucleotides. The record is from the annotation of a GenBank genome assembly. NCBI's taxonomy places the organism in Eukaryota, Viridiplantae, Streptophyta, Magnoliopsida, Solanales, Convolvulaceae.
GAUUAUUAUUUUAUAACAUAUUAGUAUAUAUGUUCCGUUCGGGAAUUUCGGUUCUUGCUAAAUUCACAAGGCGCUCAAGUGAUCUGGAGCUUGAUCGUGGUGUGCAUGGAUUGUCGCACGACGGCCUUGUUUGGCGGCGGAAACAGGCGGCGGCCUUCCCUCCUCCGUGUCAGGUUCACCUGCAUGUUUGACAUGCUCAGCGGCGGGUGUGGUGGAUGUGCUCUCCAGAGGAUCAUUGUGCGUCCACGCUUCGAAAUCAUGCAGAUUGUUCCUGGUUUCCAUUGUCAUGGCAAUUCUCGCUUGGUCUCUGCAGGGAGCUUUGUAUUUGAUCAUGUUAAGGGUUGUAAUGCAAUCACAUUAGAAGAGUUUUCUGGGAUAUUCCUGUUUUCUAUCGGCCGUCGGUGUCCCUGUCGUGCGUCCCCGUCCAAGACGCCGGGCCCAAAUCGCCGAUCGUCCGUCCCUGUUGCAGUCGCGAGUCUCCGGCUAGUCGCGAUCGUUCGCCCUAGUUGUGGUCGCGGGUCUCCAGACGUCGGCCCCGUUGCAGUCUCCGCGUCCAUCGCGCCGAUUGAGUUCUCCGAUCGUCGCCAAUCAGUAGCCCAACGCAUCAAGUCCAAGUCGCCAUCUCUGCGAAGAGAUCGCCAUCGUCCAGCCGUCAAUUAUCGCCAGAUCCUUUGGUCAGUCGUCAAAGUUCGUCGAAAAGAAUUGCACAGUCCACUUGCAAUAUUGUUUUGUGGAAGUAUUCUUUAGUUGGAUUUCAAAUUGGCCACACAGCAGCAAAUUCAAGGGAGUAUAUCCACUCGCAUUUUUUAGUUCAACAUGUUUGGUUAAUCUUUGGACCAAUUGGAUUUUGUCUGGCCAAUCUGCUACUGUGAGUGGUUGGUUACACUUUGAGGACCGUACGUCGAAGACGGAGAUUGGACGAGGAGAAUUGCGAAACGGAGUAUACGUCUUUGCCUCAUACCCAG